AUUGCCGGGCCUGACACGGGGAGUUCAAUUCCGUCGUCAACAGCAGCGCGGCCAGUGUAGCGGAGGGGUGGAGCAGUGAUCGGUGUGCCGUGUGCGAGCGUGCAGUGCGUGCGCAUGGCGGCGCAGCUGGGACUCGUCGGCCACGAGGCGUACGCCGCCGCCUGCUCCUACCCGCCGCCCGCCGCCGCCUCCUCCUACUUCUUCCCUCCCGAGCUCGUGGCGGACAGCGGUGGUGCUGGUGCCGUGAUGAUGGAGUUCCCGCCGCCCGCCGCCUGCACGGCUGACUACUGCCUCCCGGAGAUCAUGGGCGCGCGAACGCACGACUACUACUGCUCGCCGCCGGCGCCGGCGCUGGCCAAGGGCUGCGCUGCCGCUGCCGAGAACGAGAUGAUGAACAUGAGCUACGUGGACGAUGGCGGGAGGAUGACGAUGAUGGGCGGGUCGGCUGGGAACGGCGGCCGUCAGCCAUCGCCGCGGAUCGGGUUCCGGACGAGGUCGGAGGUGGACGUCCUGGACGACGGCUUCAAGUGGCGCAAGUACGGCAAGAAGGCGGUCAAGAGCAGCCCCAACCCGAGGAACUACUACCGGUGCUCGGCGGAGGGGUGCGGCGUGAAGAAGCGCGUGGAGCGGGACCGCGACGACCCACGCUACGUCGUCACCACCUACGACGGCGUCCACAACCACGCCGUGCCCGGCCGCGGCGGCGCCGCCCAGCAGCCGGCGCGCUCGGCGGCGCCCCUGGUGGCGGCGCCGUGGAGCGCGCCCGCCGCUCCCUGUGACCCGUGGGGGACGCAGCUCCAUGCCGCGGCUCACUCGUCGGAGUCGUCCUACUGAUGGGCCAUUUCUAGCUUCCUACGCACCACCAUGUAAAAUGUUCAGAAAUGGGGAGAUCGAUCCCUGCUUUUUUUGGGUUUGUACCAUAAUAGUUACACGAUGAAUCGGUUUGUCUGAUUCGCUUGACUGGACAUUACAGAUUCCUGUGUGUAGUUACUUGUUGUAAGAUCUUACAUUCUUACUCCUUCCAUUUUUUAAAAUAUAUGGUGUUUAGGGCAAGUUAAUUAGUUUAUUUUAAAUGAAUUUGCCAAUCGAUCCUAAACAUAAUAUAUUUAGACAUGGAGGGAGUAUUUUGUAGUACUGAUCCAGCUGCUAAUCAAGCUUUGGUGGGAACACAUCAUGGAAUUCUAUGGUCAAUAAGAAUGGGGAUUGCGCCUUUUAUUUC
This is a messenger RNA of Panicum virgatum (switchgrass), 1219 nucleotides long. Its product is annotated as WRKY transcription factor WRKY24-like. The record is from RefSeq and is a predicted model, not a curated record. The coding region runs from base 115 to 834 and encodes 239 amino acids. NCBI's taxonomy places the organism in Eukaryota, Viridiplantae, Streptophyta, Magnoliopsida, Poales, Poaceae. Gene Ontology annotation, molecular function: sequence-specific DNA binding; DNA-binding transcription factor activity. The transcript has 3 exons. Gene Ontology annotation, biological process: regulation of DNA-templated transcription.